Girardinichthys multiradiatus is the source of this 1043-nucleotide messenger RNA. RefSeq lists its product as uncharacterized. The coding region runs from base 214 to 909 and encodes 231 amino acids. The record is from RefSeq and is a predicted model, not a curated record. Gene Ontology annotation, biological process: sodium ion transport; regulation of heart rate by cardiac conduction; cardiac muscle cell action potential involved in contraction. Gene Ontology annotation, cellular component: voltage-gated sodium channel complex. NCBI's taxonomy places the organism in Eukaryota, Metazoa, Chordata, Actinopteri, Cyprinodontiformes, Goodeidae. The transcript has 6 exons. Gene Ontology annotation, molecular function: sodium channel regulator activity.
AUUUAACUGCCUUAAAGUCAGACGAAACAGCCGUGGGAGAGCUUACCAUGAUACCUCAGAGGCUCCUCAGAGGCUCUGAAUAUCUUAUUAUUCAUGUCUCAUGUUCUCAUGGAUUGAUGGAUUAAUGUGGACCUAUCCCACAGAAGCAAAAUGGUGCCAGUUAGGAGUCCAGAGGAGUAACUUCAGUCAGCAGAAACGUUUCUGCAUCUGGGAAUGUCCAGCAUUUUCUUCUACAGCUGUUUGAAUAUUUUGUGCAGGAUGAUAAGCUGUUUGACUUGUUUAGUCGUCUUCAGCCUUUUUGUGUCUCAGUGCAAUGGAGGUUGUGCUGAGGUGGACUCGCUGACGGAAGCCGUGGCAGGAAAAGGAUUCUUGCUCGGCUGCAUUUCCUGUAAGAAACGCGAGGAAGUUUCUGCCCGAGCCACUGUGGACUGGUACUUUAAGCCCCUGGAAGAGGAAGAGUUCAGACAUAUUUUCCACUAUGACCACCCCACAGCCAUCGUCCACCAUGAAGACUUCAGCGAGCGUCUUCAGUGGAAGGGAACCCUGAAUGACGACGUUCAGAUCGGGGCCGUUUACAUCCAGAAUGUCACUUUCAACGACUCAGGGACGUACCGCUGCACCUUCCACCGCACCCUCUUCCUGCUGCUGCAGAAUGAGAAGGUGGUGGUGGAGAAGGAGGUGGAGCUCACUGUGGUGGCUGUAGCCAAUCGAGAGCUGACGGCUGUGAUCGCAGAGAUAGUGAUGUACGUCCUGAUUGUGGUUCUGCAGCUGUGGCUCGUCGUCGUCAUGGUCUACUGCUACAAGAAGAUCUGGGACGACCAUGAAGCUCGAGAAGCAAGGAAAGCUCUCAAAGCAGAGGGACCACUUUUGGGGUCAAAGGACAACUGUGACGGGGUGCAGGCAGAGUAACACCAGCUGCGUCUCUGAUCGUGACUGAAAUGUCUAAAGAAACAUCAGAUUCUUCGCUGCUGUCUGUGUUGUCAGCCAUUGUAGCCGAUGGUCAGUUCCCUUUCACGUCAUUAAAGAGCGCAACAAAACUGCAA